Messenger RNA from Eurypyga helias (sunbittern), 1385 nucleotides. RefSeq names its product signal-induced proliferation-associated 1-like protein 1. Lineage: Eukaryota; Metazoa; Chordata; Aves; Eurypygiformes; Eurypygidae. Bases 3 to 1133 code for a protein of 376 amino acids. The record is from RefSeq and is a predicted model, not a curated record. The transcript is spliced from 7 exons.
CCAUGAGCUCACGACAUUCCGCAAGCCCGGUGGUUUUCACCAGUGCCAGAAGCUCACCCAAAGAAGAGCUUCAUCCUGCCACUUCUCCCCAGCUCGCACCUUCUUUCUCCUCCUCUUCCUCCUCCUCUGGUCCUCGGACUUUCUACCCUCGCCAGGGGGCUACUAGCAAGUAUCUGAUUGGAUGGAAAAAGCCAGAAGGGACGAUAAACUCAGUGGGGUUUAUGGAUUCGAGAAAACGUCACCAGAGUGAUGGCAGUGAGAUGGCCCACCCUCGGCUGCGCGCUUCAGCAAGAGAUCUGCGGGCAUCCCCGAAACGAGCAUCCAAGUCCACCGUUGAAGAAGAGCUGAAGAAAUUGAUAGAUCUUGAUAGCCCAACGCCUGAGUCCCAGAAGAAUUUUAAGUCACACACUCUGUCCUGUCAGUCUCCCUUUCCCAGCACUCCUACCACAAGGCGUGCCUUGCAAAGGACUUUGUCAGAUGAGAGUAUUUACAGUGGUCAAAGGGACCACUUCUUCACCUCGCGGGCCUCGCUCUUGGACCAAGCCAUGCCGAACGAUGUCCUCUUCACCAGCACGUACCCUUCUCUCCCAAAGUCGCUGCCCUUACGGAGACCGUCGUAUACUUUGGGAAUGAAAUCACUACAUGGAGAGUUUUCUGCCUCAGACAGCUCCCUCACAGAUAUCCAGGAGCAAAGACGGCAGCCCAUGCCAGACCCUGGUCUUAUGCCAUUGCCUGAUUCUGCCUCUGAUCUGGACUGGUCAAACUUGGUGGAUGCUGCCAAAGCCUUCGAAGUUCAGCGAGCUUCGUUCUUUGCUGCUGCCGAUGAAAAUCACAGGCCUGUGAGUGCUGCCUCCAGCGGUGAUCAGGCUGAGGACCAGCUUACUGCACAGAUAAAGCCUUAUACAGGUAAAGAAUCUCCUCCAACUCUCGCCUCUAAAGUGGACCAACUGGAAGGUUUGCUGAAGAUGCUUCAAGAGGAUUUAAGGAAGGAAAAAGAGGACAAGGCCAGUCUUCAGGCAGAAGUGCAACACUUGAGGGAAGACAACUUGAGGUUACAGGAGGAAUCCCAGAACGCGACGGAGAAACUGAAGAAAUUCACCGAAUGGGUUUUCAACACAAUUGAUAUGAACUGAGAACAGUGUGCAGGGAAGGUACCGAUCUGUUAUGAAUAUUAUUGCUGGGACUUAAGCUUUAAUGCCACCUUAAUCACGACAUGUGAAAGUAUAGUCAGAGCACUUCCUUGUCCUUCAUCCUCCAACAGCCCUUUUACGCAUCCCUGCGCGCACUCGGAACAAUUGCAGAUCAACAGUCAGUGUCUGCCUUUUGUAGAAAAGAAACAAAGUAAAUAAUUUUAAAAACGUAAAAUAAAAGUUUAACUGCUAAAA